UCUUUCAGACUUGUAAGAGUGAGCAUGGGGAGGACUGGUAGUAAGGUGGUGCUGAGAGAGUCUUCAGAAGAUGGAGUUCAAUCACUGCCUAAUCCAGGAACUAUCUUACAGAGCCUUACCACAGGAAGCAAGAUGAAACUGAAAUGGACUCAUCUGGGUCUGAUCUUUUUCCUAUCUCUGUCUAUCAUUAUGACCGGCUGCUUCCUCUGGCAGUAUCACCUGCCAAAGUCAAUUUCAGAGAAAGAUUUGGAAACAAACGUCAAAUCUGACAAGAUGUGUCCCAGAUUUCCUGAGCCCACUCCACUAGAGCAUCCCAUUCCCUACCUGAGAGAAGCACUGGAAAAGGUGGACGCAAUACUCCGACAAAGCAUCAAUUCCACCAGCCUUCCUGCACUCUCUGCCAUCGUCAUUUACAACGAUACUGUGCUGUGGACGGGAAACUUUGGCAAGAGGAACAGAAGCGACCCUAACUCAGCUCCUCCAAAUGAGUACACCGUAUAUAGGAUUGCUAGCGUUUCCAAGCUCUUCCCCACUUUGAUGCUCUACCGGCUCUGGGAGGAUGGUAAAGUUGGCUCGUUGGAUGACCCACUGGAGAAGUAUGUGGAGAACUUUACCAUUAAAAACCCACUGGGCAAGAGCAAAAACUCUGAGCUGAAGUAUGUCACGGAUGGUCUGAUCUUCGUGGACAGCGGGGAGGUUCAGAUCCGGUCCUCUUCCGUCACCCUGCGGAGAAUGGUCAGCCAUCUAUCUGGUUUGCCUAGAAGACUUCGAUCCACUAACCUGUUGUGGAGGGGCAAGACUUACGAUGCUAUCAAUCUUCUACAUGACGAUGUGCUGGUUGCAGAUCCGGGAACCAAAUGUCACUACAGCAACUUGGCUUUCUCCCUGUUGGCUCACGUCCUGGCUGAGAGGGUGGUGGGUGUGAACUACCAGCGCUGGAUCUCUGACAACGUCCUGGACCGCUUAGGGAUGGAAGACACAGGAUUUGAUAUCCCCCCCAGCAUGCACAACCAAAUGGCCGUGGGAGUCUACGGCAGCGGCAAGCCCGCACCGCUUUACGAUCUGGGCUGGUACCGGCCUUCGGGUCAGAUGUUCUCCACGGCGGCUGAUCUGGCUAAGCUUGCCAUGAUGCUCCUGGGGGCUUACCAUCGCAAGCUGUUGGAGCCAGACACCCUGAAGAUAAUGCUCACCCCUUUGUUUCGCUGUGAUAAAGGCUACUUCGCUAACCGCACUGGAACCCCAUGGGAGGUGAACGAGCAGUUCGGCUAUGAGCUGCUUCGUAAAGACGGAGACCUGGAUGGCUACUCUGCUACGUUUUCCCUAGUACCCCGACUAAAGCUAGGUUUGGUUGUUCUAAUGGCCGGAGCAAGACCUCAAAACCAAGAUGUCAUCUCCAAGGCCUAUUUGAAUCUCAUUCCUGCCAUGGAGAGAGCCUUCAGAGAUGCCAAACGAGUCCUGGUUCCUCCCUCAGAUUCUGCCCCGUAUGUAGGGUUCUACACAUACAGUAACAUCACCUUCUAUGAGAUCAAGGCAGGAUCAGGAGGGAUCCUCAUCAUGAAGCAGUUCGGACCACAGAUCGAGAACCUGGUGCCUGAGAAAUACCGCACCAUCAAGCUGACAUACCUUAUGGAUCGAGUGUUUAGGGUUGUGUUCGAGAAAGAAUUCCCCUGCGUGUUACACGUAGGUACUGCCUCGGUCUCGCUGGAGUCACAGGACGGGCAGCUUUUUAAUUUCUACGCUUUUGACAAGAGAGGGAAGUCUCCUGGUUUUGACGUACCGGGUCUGAACACUUAUAAUGUGGUCCGGAUAGCUAACAGGCCCCCAUUCUCUAAGUAA
Molecule: messenger RNA, 1836 nt
Organism: Trichomycterus rosablanca
Lineage: Eukaryota; Metazoa; Chordata; Actinopteri; Siluriformes; Trichomycteridae
Gene: lactbl1b
Product: lactamase, beta-like 1b
Exons: 7
Coding region: 25-1836 (603 amino acids)
Source: RefSeq, a predicted model, not a curated record